GUCAAUUGACUUCGUUUGCUCUCCUUCUCAUCUCUCUCUCUCUCUCUCUCUCUCUCUCUGCAUCAUAUAUCCCCACAACACAACCACACACGAGAUUCAGAAAUUAGAGAAAGAUCCGAGUCAAGUUUCAUUCUUUUCAACGCUUUACAACAAAGCAUCUCCGUCUGGUCUGGUUCCUGUUCCUCCUCGCCCGGAAAAUUGAUGUGGCUUUCUGUCCGGCCAUGUGCUUCGCCGGCGGCAAAACUCUCCUCCACUUCUCUCCGCUGCUGCUUUUGCUCCUCUCACUUCUGCAGAUAUGGGUCUGCUGUCACCCUUCGUGCCUCCUGGUCGGAGCCAUUCGGAUAUUCCCAGAAAAUGUUGCCGCCAAAGUGAGACUCAGUCACACCCAAGACGACGACGACAAGAAUCACUUCUUCCAAAAGUACUACUUCCAUGGAAACACUUCUGGUCCCACCACCAACAACAACACAACCCAUAAGGGCUUCGAAGAAACUAAGAGAAGGGUACCAAGUUGCCCAGAUCCUCUUCACAAUUAGCAAGUACUAGAAUUCUCUGUCGCUUUCCCUUCUCUUAUUAGAUUUUUCUGUGUGUAUUUCUCUGUCGUUGAAGCUCGAUCAUCCAAAAUACCCACUUUUUUCUCAUCACUUGCUUCCUAUUAAUAUAUAUGCGUCGAAGGAAGAUUCUGAGGGAAAAAAGAGGAUAUUUUGGCAUAUUCUAAAAAAAAAAUUAUUCUUUUCUAUCAAUGGAGGUUUUCCA
This is a messenger RNA of Prosopis cineraria, 756 nucleotides long. RefSeq names its product CLAVATA3/ESR (CLE)-related protein 27. Lineage: Eukaryota; Viridiplantae; Streptophyta; Magnoliopsida; Fabales; Fabaceae. The record is from RefSeq and is a predicted model, not a curated record. The transcript has a single exon. Bases 222 to 536 code for a protein of 104 amino acids.